Cyprinodon variegatus (sheepshead minnow) is the source of this 885-nucleotide messenger RNA. RefSeq names its product interleukin-17F-like (gene il17a/f1). Bases 116 to 589 code for a protein of 157 amino acids. Gene Ontology annotation, cellular component: extracellular region. Lineage: Eukaryota; Metazoa; Chordata; Actinopteri; Cyprinodontiformes; Cyprinodontidae. The transcript is spliced from 3 exons. Gene Ontology annotation, molecular function: cytokine activity. The record is from RefSeq and is a predicted model, not a curated record. Gene Ontology annotation, biological process: inflammatory response.
GAAGAAGAUAGCACCAGCAGCUUCUAACCAGACCUCCAGCUGAGCCGUGGGAACCUUCAGGGUUUUAAAAGCAAACACAGAGGAAGUCAGACCAAGACCAGAGAUCCAAACCAGCAUGUUUCCAACAUCAAGAAGCAUCAAUAUGACGGCCGUCAGUUGUGUCGUUGUGGUAGUGAUGAUGAUGAUGGUGAGGAGCACGGAGGCGGCUUCGGUGCACCAUAGCAAGCACUCCAAUGGCUUUCCAGAUCAAACCAUCCCUUUGCAUCUGGACCCCAAGGCUUUAGUACCCAGCAGGAACAUCCGACCACUGGAGAACAUCUCCAUCUCACCGUGGACGUACAAUAUGUCAAGAGAUGAGUCUCUGUUCCCACCGACAAUUUCAGAGGCUCAGUGUUUGCUGCAUGGAUGCCUGGACCUGGAGGGGAAGGAAGACCUGAACCUGAGGUCCAGACCCAUUAUGUUCCAGGCUCUGGUGCUGCGGCGGGUCAAGUCGGCGGGAACGGAGCAGAACUACCAUUACCGCCUGGAGACUCGGCUGAUUCCGGUUGGCUGCACCUGUGUCCGACAUGUGGUCCACAUCCAGGAGUGAAGCCCUGCAACAAAAAUGACCCCCAAACCGUAGCAAUCGAUUUCAGCAUUGAUCAGAAAUGUAAUGAAGGUUUCAUGAUGAGUCCGGUCGGUAGAGUUGCUUCAUGUCGCUCUCACAACCGCCUUCUGUUUAUUUCUGUUUUUGUGUUUAGAGAAACUACACCACUAAAUUAAUCACCAGAAGGCUUUUUGUGUUUUAUUUAUGCUUAUUUAAGUUUUAUUUAAGUGUUUAAUGAUCUUCAGCAGCUAUUUAUUUUAUGUAUGUGGGUCUAUUUAUUGUCUAAAUGUGCCGAGUCA